GACCGCUACCAGCGUCUGAAGGACGAAGUGGUUCGGGCUCAGGUUCAGCUGCAGCUCUUCAAGCUGUACCACAAUGAGGCAGAGAUCGAAAAACUGAACAAAGAAUUGGGGCUGAAAAACCGUGAGAUCGACAAAGAUAAGAAAAGGAUGGACAGGGUGGAGGACGAGCUGAAGGACCGUAAGAAGGAGCUGGGCAAGAUGAUGAGAGAGCAGCAGCAGAUCGAGAAGGAGAUCAAGGAGAAGGACGCGGAGCUGAACCAGAAGCGGCCGCAGUACAUCAAGGCGAAGGAGAACACGGCCCAUAAGAUCAAGAAGGUGGAGGCGGCCCGCAAGGCGCUGCAGAACGCGCAGAAGCAGUACAAGAAGCGCAAGGCGGACAUGGAUGAGCUGGAGAAGGAGAUGGGAGCCGUGGAAAAAGCGCGCCAGGAGUUCGAGGAACGCAUGGAGGAGGAGAGCCAGAGCCAGGGCAGGGAUCUCACCUUGGAGGAGAACCAGGUGGGACCGAAAAACGGGGCUUUUUCCCACCAAAAAGCGGCUUUUCCGACGCCGAAAUGUGACUUUUCGGGUGCAAAAUGGCACUUUUUCACCCCAAAUCGCCUUUUUUUGACCCAAAUCGACACUUUUUCACCCCUAAAUCGCCUUUUUUUGCCCCAAAUCGACACUUUUUCGACCCAAAUCGCCUUUCUUUGCCCCAAAUCGACACUUUUUCACCCCUAAAUCACCCUUUUUUGC
Messenger RNA from Phasianus colchicus (ring-necked pheasant), 732 nucleotides. Lineage: Eukaryota; Metazoa; Chordata; Aves; Galliformes; Phasianidae. The record is from RefSeq and is a predicted model, not a curated record.